AUGAAGUCUAGUCUUGUUGCCGUUGCUCUCGCCCUCUUGCCUGGCACCGCCGUGGCAGGUCCCGCCGCCGUGCGCCAGAUACUAGCCAUGGACAAUGAGAAGGAAGCCCCUGGCCUCGCCAAACAGCAGACGGACGAGAUUGACGAUUUCGUGACUAGCCUGCGCAAGCGAAGUCCGCAGGCUCUGGAUUCUGAUGGCGACGGCAUCGACGAUGUCUCUGAGGAACCCGACGCGACGGAAACCCCAACUGAUGCCCAAACGGGAGAUUCCGAUCCUGGGAACCCGGGCAACGAUGGCGAGUCCGUUGAAAAUGGCGGUGUGGAUCCAGAUCAAGCUCCGGUUGACGAUUGCCCUAUUACUUCAUCUAUUCCAUCUGAGACUGACAAUAGCGCUGUGACUGCUCCAGCAGCGGGAGCCGGUGACGGUACCGGCAACGCACCAGCUGGAGCCACGUCGCCGACGACAACAACAACAGUAACGGUAACGGCAAUCCCAACGGCAGCCUCUGCUCCUGGUCGUGGCUUCCUGGGAGGUGGUUUCCCAGGAGGGGGUAUCCUGGGCGGCAGCAUUAUUCCCGGAAUUUUGUAA
Molecule: messenger RNA, 588 nt
Organism: Metarhizium album ARSEF 1941
Lineage: Eukaryota; Fungi; Ascomycota; Sordariomycetes; Hypocreales; Clavicipitaceae
Exons: 1
Coding region: 1-588 (195 amino acids)
Source: RefSeq, a predicted model, not a curated record